Messenger RNA from Closterium sp. NIES-67, 5736 nucleotides. NCBI's taxonomy places the organism in Eukaryota, Viridiplantae, Streptophyta, Zygnematophyceae, Desmidiales, Closteriaceae. The record is from the annotation of a GenBank genome assembly.
CGAGAUGCAUGGGCCAACUUGACCUGGAAAUAUGGGACCAAGCAAACCAUCGAGUAUGGGGCUUUCGCGUGACAAGAGCAACAGAAUAGAGACUCAAGGGACUAGAGUCACCUCAAGAUCGAAACGCCGAGUACAUUAUAAGGUUUAACAUGAGGCUAGGAGAGUAAGAGCGCCACAGGGAGGCGCCGCGAGACGGUAAUGUGGCGCGAGGGUAGAUAGGAAAGGCGAGGGUGGAUAGGAAAGGCGAGGCGGAAAGUUGGCGCGAGGGCGAAAAAGAAAUGCUGGGCGGAAGAAAAGCGCGAGGGCGGAUAGGAAAUGCGCUGCGAAAAGAAAGAAGCGAGGGCGGAGAGGAGAGGAGAGGCGGAAAUGUGACACCAGGGCGGACUGGAAUGUAUUAGGGGAAUUGGAAGCCAUGGCGGAUAGGAAAUGGGAGGUGGGAAGGAGGUGCGCCGCGGAGAAGAGGGCGUGGAGAGUGACGCUGACAGACCGCGUGAAGGAGAUGCGAGGAGGGAAGGGGACGCGACAGGGAGAGGGGACGCGACGAGGAGAGGGGACGCGACGGAGGGAGGGGGCGCGCCGAGGAGAGGGGACGCGACGGAGGGAGGGGGCGCAGUGGGGAGAGGGGACGCGGCGGGAAGAGGGGAGGCGGCGGGAAGAGGGGAGGCGGCGGGAAGAGGGGAGGCGACGGAUUUUGGGAACGCGGCAGGGGGAGGUAUCGAGAGGCAUGACACUGCGGCCACUGUACCGUGGAUCCAGCCCGCACCGACAAACACGUAGGACCUGGCUUUAGGGCUCCAGGGAAAGGGCAGCACAGCAGAGCAGUGUGGCUCCAUCGCUGGCUGAAAGGCACCAGCUUGCGUAGUUGUUAUACUAGUAACGCUCUUAGAUGUUUGAGUUUACAACUCGGAUACUCAGUAUUGUGACUGUAGGGGUUUGCAUGUAACUUCCAGGUUUAGAGGAGAUGUGUAAGGAAUUUUAUUCCUUACCGGGCUGUACUGCAAUCGCGUACACCCGAACUCUCGGAAGACCAGGCCCGGUCCAUUUCCGACGCGACCCCGAGGCGAGCCCGCGCCGCCUCCAACCCUUUCGACCGCGCCUUUACCCAACCAAGCCCUCUAGGCUCGUCGCCUAGCUAGAGUUCUCGCUAUAUAAUGCUAGGCUAGCAUUCUUGUACUCGUGAUUAUGAUUCCGCGCACUCUCAGUUAUUAUUCAUAAGAUAUGACACGGGAACAGCACCUCGAGCAAGUUUUCCAGCGGCUGCAAGAAAACGGGCUCAUCACGAAGGGCUCUAAGUGCGAGUUCCUAAAAUCCGAACUGGAAUUUUUGGGACAUGUAGUAGGAGCGGACGGCAUCAAAAUCGACCCGAAGAAAAUCACCACGAUUCGCGACUGGAAGCCGCCGACGAAUUUACACGAGCUGCAAAGUUUUCUUGGGUUCGUUAAUUACAUCCGAUGGUUUAUCCCUAAUAUGGCAGGGAUAACCGGACUGUUAACUGACCUGUUGCGGAAGGGCACCUUGUUUGAGUGGGGGGAGAGACAGCAAGCUGCUUUUGACGAACUCAGAAAUUUUCCGAUGUCACCCCCGGUCCUCCGAAUCGCCGACCCAUCUCGAUCGUUCGAAGUCUUAACGGACGCUAGCGAUUUCGCCAUCGGUGCGAUACUGUUACAAGAUUUCAGCGAAGGACUCCAACCAAUCGCGUACGAGUUCUGGAAAUUGCAGGCAGCAGAGCGCAACUACCCCGUCCACGACAAUGAAAUGCUCGCCAUCGUGCACGCAUUCACAGUAUGGCGCUGCUAUCUGACAGGGAUCGACGUGACAGUACGAACAGACCACAAAUCCCAACAGUACCUCCGCGCGCAGCCGAACCUCAAUCCACGGCAGAUUCGCUGGCUUGAUUUCCUUGAAAGCAACUUCCACUACACCAUCACGUACAAACGAGGGGCGAAUAACAUCGCCGACGCACUGACAAGACCGCCCGCCCACCUCGCCUCCAUCAUCGUCGCAAAAUCCAACCCGCUGCUCACUGGCCUAUUUACCCACGGCUACACCACAGACCCCUUUUUCACCCGCAACCUCCACCAGCAAGCCACCAUAGCCAAAGGACCCUACUUCCUAAAAGCCGAAUUAGAAUUGAAUGAUGGUAAAUCUUCUCGCCAGCGGCCUGCUGGACUGCUGCAACCGCUCGAGCCACCCAAGCGACCGUGGCAACACGUGACGAUGGACUUCGUCACGGGACUCCCGGCCACCGUCACUGGCAACGACGUCGUCCUCGUUUCCAUUGAUCAUUUGAUGAAGAUGGCGCACUUCGCACCCUGUCACACUACCAUCGCAGCCGAAGAUACAGCAAACCUUUUCAUCUCCACCGUUGUUCGUCUGCACGGCCUACCAUCAGCGAUCAUCAGCGACCGCGACCCAAAAUUCACGUCCAAGUUCUGGCAAGAGACAUGGGCACAGUACGGCACCCGACUACAAUUUUCAUCAGCCUACCAUCCUCAAACCGACGGCCAAAGAGAGCGAACCAAUCAGACCAUGGAGCAGCUGAUACGCACCAACUGCCCAGAUCCUGCCCGGUGGGAAGAAUCCCUGCCCAUGCUGGAAUUUUCCUACAACAAUGCCCUAUCUGCUACGACUAAUCACUCGCCGUUUUUCCUCAACUACGGGAUGGAUCCGACCGUCUCGGCGAUAACCCACAUCGACAACCCCGUGCCACCCGACAUCGACAAACUCUGCGCGGCAGUCCCCGACGACUUAGCGACAUUGAUUCGCAAACACGCCGACAUCUUUCCGGACGACUUACCGCCAGGAUUGCCACCAGAGCGAGAACACGACCAUACCAUCCAAUUGGAGCCGGGCGCGCAACCGACGGUUCGGACACAGUGGAGGCUAACUCAGCCAGAGCUGGAUGAACUUCGACGCCAGCUGGAUUACCUGCUCGAGAAAGGCUUCGUUCGCCCCAGUACUUCACCGUUCGCAGCUCCGAUCCUGUUCACCCCGAAAAAAAAUGGCGGUCUACGCAUGUGCAUUGACUACCGCGCCUUGAACCAGGUUACCAUCAAGUCUCGCUAUCCUAUUCCGCGUGCCGACGAACUCCUCGACCAACUUCGUGGGGCAAAGUUCUUCUCGAAAAUUGACUUGCGAGGCGGUUACCACCAGAUCCGUGUCAACGAAGCUGACUGCAACAAGACGGCAUUCCGAACCCGCUACGGGAGUUACGAGUACACGGUCAUGCCUUUUGGCUUAACCAACGCGCCUUCGACAUUCCAGUUGACCAUGAACGAAGUUUUUCGACCGCUCCUGGAUAAAUGCGUCAUUGUGUACCUCGACGAUAUUCUGAUCUACAGCACUACCCGGGAAGAGCAUUUGAAGGAUUUGGAAGCAGUCUUCUAUCUUCUGCAGCAGCACCGACUCAUCACCAAAGGCUCUAAGUGCGAUUUCCUGGGGUUUGUGAAUUACGUUCGCCGAUUCAUCCCGAACAUGGCGGGGGUAACUUCCCCUCUCACAGAUCUCCUGAAGAAAGGCAAGUUUUAUGAGUGGGGGGGAGAGCAGCAGGCUGCGUUCGACCAACUCAAACUUUUCCUGACAACACCUCCGGUUCUUCGCAUUGCAGAUCCUCACCGUCCCUUCGAACUCAUCACCGACGCUAGCGACCUGGCUGUUGGCGCAGUACUGUUACAGGACUUCGGCGAAGGCCUUCAACCCAUCGCCUACGAGUCACGAAAGCUGAACCCGGCCGAGCGAAAUUAUCCCGUCCACGACAAGGAGUUACUCGCCAUCGUUCACGCUUUCAAAGUUUGGCGCUGCUACCUGACAGGCGCUGACGUGACAGUCCGAACAGACCACAAAUCACUACAGUUCAUCCGCGCUCAACCAACACUCAACCCACGACAGAUUCGCUGGCUCGAUUAUCUCGAGUCAAAUUUCCACUACAGAGUUACCUACAAACGAGGGGCCAGCAACAUCGCUGACGCAUUGACCUGCCCUUCAGUCCAUACCGCCGCUGUCCUAAUCACCCAAACCAAUCUGCUGCUAACUGGACUAUUUACCCACGGAUACAGUACCGACCCAUUCUUCACGACUAAUAGUCAUCCCCAACUGACAGUCAAGCAGGGGGCUUAUUACCUAAAAUCCGGUACCAAUCGGAUUUGGGUUCCCGCUUACCGUACCCUACGCGAGCUACUGAUACAGGAGGCACACGACUCGAAUUUCUCGGGUCACUACGGCAUCGACAAAACUGCCAAACUACUGAGCCAUCAUUAUUACUGGCCCGAUUUGCCGACGGACGUGCAGCAGUACGUCACCUCCUGCGCCACAUGUCAACGCAUGAAGUCGUCACGACUUCGACCUGCGAGAUUACUGCAGCCGCUCGAGCCACCCAGCCGACCCUGGCAACAAGUGACGAUGGAUUUCGUCACUGGCCUGCCAGCUGGUCCCAGCGGUAAUGACGCGAUUCUCGUCGUCGUUGACCGUUUGACCAAAAUGGCACACUUCGCCGCUUGCAAGACGACAAUCACUGCCGAGCAGACAGCGAAGCUGUUUCUCACGAACAUCGUGCGGCUACACGGCAUCCCUUCGGCAAUCAUCAGCGAUCGCAACCCUCGGUUCACGUCCAAUUUCUGGACAAAAACCUGGCAGCAGUACGGCACACGUCUGCAUCUGUCCACGGCAUACCACCCACAAUCGGACGGCCAGACUGAACGCACCAAUCAGACGAUGGAGCAACUGAUUCGUACAACGUGCACAGACCCGGCCCAGUGGGAAGAUUCUCUUCCACUGAUCGAGUUUGCGUACAACAACGCCCCAUCAGCCACGACUACUCAGUCACCGUUCUUCCUCAACUACGGGAUAGACCCGACAACCCCUCUAUCACCACCGAUAGAAAACCCGGCACCAAGGUCGCAGCAGUUCGUCGACAAUCUCCGACAGUCUCAGCAAAAAGCCGCUGACGCUAUACUUAAAGCCAACCAACGAGCUAAGCAGCAAGCUGACCGACGACGCCGUGACUUAACUCUUGCCCCUGGGCAAUUGGUCCUGCUCGACACUCGAAAUUUGGGAAUUCCCCUCCCAAAUAAAUUACGACCAAGAUUCUGCGGCCCAUUUCGCAUCAUCCGCAUGUUAGGAUUUUCCGCUGCUUUCUUGGGGACCUAGCGAAUAGCCAGAAACUAUCGCCCCAAGUCCAUCAGUAACUCACGGCAAUCGUGGUUCACCGACAGAGGCAGGCGCGAUGCAUCGAGGUCUCCGCCAUAGCAGUGUGCUCGCGCUCGUUGCGGCGCUCGCGUGUGUCGUGCCGUGGAUGGCCGUCGCGCAGAUCAUCAAGGAUUCGGAAGGUGCUGUGCUGAAUGAUUUGCAGAGUGCGUGGGCAGUCAACUUCACGGGCUGGGCUCCCGGAGUGGACUGCGGGGGAGCUGUGGGCCUCACAUGCGAUCCAGACGGCAUGGUCACCUCCAUGCAGUUUUGGACUCUUAUGUCGGCGGCAUUCUUCACAAACCGUGUCACGCAGCUAACCCGCCUCACAGAGCUGAAGUUCCACAGUAUAAUAUAUCUCCCAGAGGACCCACUAUACAAGCUCACAUGGCUCAAGUCCCUUUCUGUGGAGUGCCUUCCCACUUCAGCCGAGACCAUUCCUUCCAGCAUCACCAACCUCAUUCAACUCACGAAACUGGUAAUUGUGGACUGUGGCUUUGGCGCCAUUAACGGUGGUAUUCCGCCUCUGAGCCACCUGACCAGCCUUGUGGACGU